This is a messenger RNA of Arvicanthis niloticus (Nile rat), 3918 nucleotides long. It is a transcript of the gene Ifnlr1, whose product is annotated as interferon lambda receptor 1. Gene Ontology annotation, cellular component: plasma membrane. Gene Ontology annotation, molecular function: cytokine receptor activity; protein binding. Lineage: Eukaryota; Metazoa; Chordata; Mammalia; Rodentia; Muridae. Gene Ontology annotation, biological process: cytokine-mediated signaling pathway. The record is from RefSeq and is a predicted model, not a curated record.
AUGUGGCGGGCCGGCCGGUGGGCGCCUCUACUCCUGUUUCUGCUGCAGAGCUCCCUAGGAAGGUCCCGUCUAGCCCCACCUAGAAAUGUGACACUGCUCUCCCAGAACUUCACAGUUUACCUGACAUGGCUCCCAGGCCUUGGUAGCCCCCCAAACGUGACCUAUUUUGUGACCUACCAAAGCCCCUACCCCAGGUCUACCAAGCCCUAUUGGCGAAAAGUGAAGCACUGUGCAGGCAUCAAGGCUCUGGUGUGUCCCCUGAUGGUGUGCUUGAAGGAACUGGACCUGUACAACAAGUUCAAAGGACGAGUACAGGCAGCUUCUGCACAUGGCGUGUCCCGAUGGGUGGAGUCCGGGUACCUGGAAUACCUUUUUGACGUGGAGCUAGCCCCACCCACCCUGGUGCUCAUCCAGAUGGAGAAGAUCCUAAUGGUCAACGCUACCUACCAGCUGCCGCCUUGCAUGCCGUCGCUGGAACUGAAGUACCAGGUGGAAUUCUGGAAGGAGGGCCUGGGAAGCAAGACCCUGUUUCCUGACACUCCUUAUGCCCAGCCUGUGCAGAUUCCUCUCCAGCAAGGUGCUGAUGGACGCUACUGCCUCAGCGCCAGAACCGUCUAUACCUUCAUUGACAUUAAGUACAGCCUGUUCUCUGAGCCCAGCUGCAUCGUCCUAGAAGCCCCAGGGGCCAACAGGGCUGUCUUGGCGAUGCCCUUACUCUUGCUUCUACUGAUAGCAGCGGCUGCAGCAGUUGUGGCGUGGAAGAAAAUGGAAGGGAACCCCUGGUUUCAGCAGUUGAAGACACCCCGGUCACUGGACUUUUCUGAAUACAGAUACCGAGUGGCAACCUUUCAGCCCAGUGGACCUGAAUUCUCAAAUAACUUGAUCCUCUGUCCCCAGAAGGAACUGACCAUAAGGAUCAGACCAGUCCCUCAGGUCAGAGACCCAGCCACGCUACAGGCAGGACCAGAAAAAGACAGUACUGAGGAUGAAGAUGAGGACACAGACGAUGGCGACAGCAUCCAGCCCUACCUGGAACGGCCCCUUUUCAUCCGGGAGAAGCUCCAGUCUAUGAAGCACUUGGAGGCAGAGGAAUCUGGGGUGGAUUCAGGGGGUCUUUGGACAUCCCCACUUGGGAGUGAAGGCUCAUCCUCAUGGGACUCUUCAGACAGGAGCUGGUCCAGCACAGGGAACCCCUCGUACAAGGAUGAAGCUGGAUCUUUCAGCUGUUUGGACCAGAAGGAGCCGGACCAGGAGCCUUAUGAGGAAGGGCACCAGGAGCCUCUCCCAUGCCUGGAAUUUUCUGAGGACUUGGACACUGUGGAAGAGUUUCUGAAAGAUGACCUCUCCAGGUGGAGAAUUUGGGGUUCUUUAUCCCCAAAGAGAGAUCUGGCUCCUGUGGAGCCCCCAGUUUCUCUAAAGACACUGACUUUCUGUUGGGACAGCAAUCCUGAGGAACAGGAGGAGGAAGAGGAAGAAGAGGAAGAGGAGGAAGACUGGGAAUCAGAACCUAAGGGCAGCAACUCUGGCUCUUGGGGCACUUCAAGCCUGCAGAGGACAGAGGUCAGGGCUGGGAUGCUGGGAGGCUACAUGGUCAGGUGAGCUGGCCCUGGUGGUUCAUGCUAUCUCUACUGCACUUACCUGGACCAGAGACACCUCCAAGAGUCAUGUCCCUUUCAGUGGUAGCCAAGGUCCUGGCCAUUCUUUAUGGAUCUUUAUGGCAUUUUGUCAUUUGGAUUGAGCCGUAAGAUGUCACCAUUUCCAGUGAUCCACCUGCUGUAGGUGACCUGUGAGCCAGGUAGAGCUGUGGUCAGAGACUAGUUGAGUUCCCAGUCUGCCCACUGUCCCAGGGAUGACAGGCCUAGUGGAAAACCAUAUUCGGACAAAAUGAAACAGGUGAAGCCAGGUGGCUGUGGACACCAAGGAUAGACACCAAGGAUGGCCCUAGUUGGUAACUCACAUUGCAUUGUGCAAAACAAAUCUCCGUCCAGAUCACUGCUCUGCCGUUUCUGGUAGUCACUUAGCAAGUGGCUCUUAACCUCUAUGCCUCAGUUUCCUCUUCUGCAGCUGUCAUGGGGGGUAUAGUGAGGAUUUGGGGAGUUUUCAAUUAACAGGUGACACGAGGCUACCAGUAUCACAUGUACUGACUAGGCACUAGAACCCUCCUCCACCAGUCCAGACUCCUGGGAGACCCCAGGCAUCUCUCACCAGCAACCCCUAAGCCAAGAAUGACAAAACGCCCACCUUCCACCCUGUCUACACUUUAGGUCACCCAAUUUCUUCCUUGUCACCUUCUAGUCAGGGGCUCCCUGAAACCACAGCCCAACCAACUUCUUUCUCAAACAUAGUUCACCUUCCAGGGGUGACAUUGGUUGGGUCAGGGCAGAAAUUCCAUUCCUGGCCUGGUGUCCUUUUAGAAUGGUAUUGUAUCAGGGUUUAAGUUUUUUUGGGGGGUGUUUGUUUGUUUGUUUGUUUUUAUCUGUUUUGGUCAUAAUGAGGUCCUAAUAUCUGAGAAGCUAGUGUCUUUUGAAACAGGUGACUGUCCUUUUUGGAGUGCAAUGUGUGUCUUUGGUCUGCAGGUGUCACCCAUAGAACCAAAGUCUUUGUGGCUGAGGAUCUGAACAGUCCAUGUUGCAGAAAAGAGCUCACAGCCCCUUUACUUACAGAGCUGUGCGGCUCUGAGGCUGGCAUAAAGCCAGGCCUUACAGAACUCAUGUGAAGGCACCCCUUAAGGCAGCCGUCCUCAACCUUAAACACUACCAGCCUUAAACAGAUCCUCAUGGUGUGGUGACUCCCAGUCAUAAAAUCAUUUCAUGGCUACUUUAUAACUGUAAUUUUGCUACUGUUAUGAACAUAAUGUGGUCUUAGGCGACCACUGUGAAAAUGUCAUUGGACCCCCCCACCCCAAAGGAGUCAUGACCCACACAGAGGUUGAGAAACACCACCUUAAGGGCAUCUGAUUCAAGGGUUCUCUAGCUCAUUCCCAAAGGCCUUUGGGGCUCCAGGAUCCUCCCACUUCAGUGGGAGUGGCCUCACUGAGCUAAUGUACAUACAAUGGCUUUGCAUAGAAGGUGUCUUGAGAGGGGUUCACAGCUAACCAAACCUCAAAGCACUGUCCUCGAUGUAUCGUUUCAAACAAACUCUGAAGUCACCUGGCAAGGCUGUCCUAGUGACUCAAUAUGUGUGUCCUCAAUAGUUCCCAGAGUCAUCAGACUGACAGGAGGUCUUUGUGAGUACCUCUGGGACACACACACACACACACACACACAACUACCUCCCUGGGGUUCCCUGCAAUGAUUCUUAACCACAUCGCUGAGUCCAGGAGAACAAUUGUGCAUGCGUGAGGAAGGACAUAGCAUUGGAGCAGCUCCUGGAAAUGUCCCAGCAAGGCCACUGUCCUUGCUGAGACCCAGCUGAGCUGCACCGUGAGGAGGCUCUGUCAGAAAUCCUUUGAAAUGAUGGUGUUGGCCUCGCCUUCCAAGCUUACUCUCCGACAGUCCACCUUACUGUUUACAGUGUGUCCCAAUGUUUCCUUUCUGAUCAUUCUUAAUCCCAGCUCCUUUCAGCCAUCAUUAGGUCAUUGACAGAAGACCUGUGGGAAGCCCAGGAAAGGGCGGGAGGAGCGACCCAGAAGUUCAUAAUGUGUGUUCAGCACUUAACUUACAUAAUAGCCCUGUACAGGGACAGUCUCUGGGGACCUCAAGGAUAUCAAGGUCAAAGUGACUGUCUGGAGUCGCUGUGGUGUGAAGCUUCAGCACAUGGAGUCUAUACAUAUUUCUUACGUGUUUGUAUUACCUUUCUUGCAUGUUUGUAUUUUUUGUCAAAUUUUUGCACUGUAUUUUAUACCCUAUUUAAGCAAUACUUUAAUAUCUGUCAGUAUCAUACCGAAAACCUCCAAUAAAGAGAUCUAUUUUUAGAGAA